AUGGGAGCGUCUCACCUGAGCCUGUGCUCCUCUGGCCUCAGUCCUCAGCUCCUCCAGUCUCUCACACAUCUGGAUCUCAGUCACAACGACCUCCAGGACUCAGGAGUGGAGCUGCUGUGUUCUGGACUGAAGAGCGCCCCCUGCAGACUGGAGACGCUCAGGCUGUCUGGAUGUCUGGUCUCAGAGAGGGGCGGGGCUGCUCUGGCCUCAGCUCUGAGCUCCGCCCCCUCCCACCUCAGAGAGUUCGACCUGAGCUACAACCAUCCAGGACCCUCCGCCGAGCUCCUGACCGCUCUACAGGACCAGCGCCCCCUGCUGUCUGUCAGGUUGGAUCCUGCUGGAGAGCGCUGGAUGGUUCCAGGUCUGAGGAAGUACUCCUGUGACGUUUCUCUGGACCCAAACUCAGCUCACAGACGUCUGCUUCUGUCUGAGGAAGAUCGGACUGUGACUCGAGUGGAGGAGGAGCAGGAGUAUCCAGAUCAUGACGACAGGUUCACGGACCACCCUCAGGUCCUGAGCAGCACUGGCCUGAGGGGGCGCUGUUACUGGGAGGUGGACUGGAGCGGGAGGGUUCACAUCGCAGUGAGUUACAGAGGGAUCGGACGGAGAGGACGGGGACGGGCGAAUGCGUUUGGAUUCAACGAUCACUCCUGGAGUCUGGGGAUCUCUGACGGCGGAGUUUGCUAUGUCGUUCACAACAGCGACACAACGCAACUCAACCGCUCCUGUCACUCAGAGAAAGGGGGCGUGUCCUCUGGUAAAGGGGGCGUGUUCUUUGGCAGAGUGGGCGUGUUCCUGGACUCUGAGGCUGGAGCUCUGUCCUUCUAUGACGCCUCCUCUGAUGAAGAACUGUCCCACCUCUGGACCUUCUCCUCGUCCUUCUCUGAGCCUCUGUUUUUAGGGUUUGGACUGUGGGAUAAAGAAGUUUCCUCUGCGACUCUGGUGAAAGAGACGAGUCCGUGAACU
Messenger RNA from Boleophthalmus pectinirostris (great blue-spotted mudskipper), 966 nucleotides. Its product is annotated as stonustoxin subunit alpha-like. The transcript is spliced from 5 exons. The record is from RefSeq and is a predicted model, not a curated record. Gene Ontology annotation, molecular function: protein binding. Lineage: Eukaryota; Metazoa; Chordata; Actinopteri; Gobiiformes; Gobiidae. Bases 1 to 963 code for a protein of 320 amino acids.